CUACCUUUCUACGCAUACGACGAACACAUCCGACAUGACCACUCCCGAGCGGCCGGAGAAACGCCGCCGGGUCACACCAUCUCGGGCCGCCACCGCAGCCACCAUCCCGGACGAGCUUUUGAUCUCCGAGGUCCUGUUACGCCUCCCCGUCAAAUCCCUCGCGCGCUUCAAGUCCGUCUGCCGCUCAUGGCGCGCGGCCGUUGAGGACGCCGCCUUCGUCCGCCGCCACCUCGAGCUGUCCCGCGCGAGGCCGCCGACCAUGCUCGUCAUCCCGCGCGAGGGCUACCACUACGAUGACGGCGCGGAAUCCGGGGUGAUCAGCUUCCACCGUCUCUUGCUGGGUGAGGCGCGGGCGCCUGGCACCGCUGACGUCGAGCUGGUGUUUGAGAAGGCGUGGCCGGAGGGCAUCACGCACAGCAUCGUCCCCACGCACUGCGACGGCCUCGUCGCGGUCGCCACGACGACGGGCGAGAUAUUCGUCUGCAACCCAGCCACCAGGGAGUUUGUCGCGCUGCCACCCGGGAGCACCGAGAUCAACAACAUCAGGGCGCCGGCGGCGGCUCUCGGCUACGACGCGUGGCGCAAAGUGUACGUGGUCUCCCGGUACUUCUACCGGAAGUACGACGAGUUCAUGGACGUGGAGACCGGCGCGCACUGGCUGGAGUACGACAUCGGGCACGAGAUCUUCACGCUCGGCGGCGACUCCUGGGAGCCCACGGCCGACCCGCCGCAUGCCAUCGGUCCCGCGAGACCGAUCUGCACCCGGGAGGCCUUCUACUGCUGCACCAGCAACCUCCGGCCGAACGCGCUGCUGCGGUUCAGCCUGCGCGACAGGGCGUUCGACGUGGUGCCGUCCCCUCCGGGCACGGACUUCGUCCACGCCGUUGAUCACCUGACGGAGCUGGACGGCAAGCUGUGCUACGUCCACACAGUCACGGAGACGGCCUUCGACGUCUGGCUGGCUGAAGACGGGCCAACCAGGCCGAAGUGGUCGCUGCGCUGCCGCAUCGACUUCGGCGACUUCGGCCCCAGCAUCGGCUCCGAGGCAUUGUUCCCGGUCGCCGCCGCCGGGAACGAGAUGCUGGUAGCCGCCGAUUACAAGAAGCUGUACAGCUACGAUGAGCGCUACAAAUUUCUACGGGAAGCGGCGGACAUGGAAGAGGAGCUGGCGUACGAGCGACCGAACGGCAGCACGUUUGCUGGCGAGCUGGUGCACCACGUUGUCCCGUACGUUGAGAGUCUGGUUUCGAUUAGUACGCGCAACUAG
Messenger RNA from Phragmites australis (common reed), 1267 nucleotides. RefSeq names its product putative F-box protein At2g02030. The record is from RefSeq and is a predicted model, not a curated record. The coding region runs from base 35 to 1267 and encodes 410 amino acids. The transcript has a single exon. Gene Ontology annotation, molecular function: protein binding. NCBI's taxonomy places the organism in Eukaryota, Viridiplantae, Streptophyta, Magnoliopsida, Poales, Poaceae.